AUGAAGGCUGCUCCGCUUUUGGUGUCCUGGCACAAUGAGAACGCUCCCAUAUACUCAGCUCACUUUGAGCCGCACGGCAAGGGACGUCUGGCAACGGCUGGCGGAGACAACAAUGUCCGGCUUUGGAGUGUCGAGACACAUGGUGAAGAGCGCAGGGUCACCUAUCUGUCAACCCUCGUAAAGCACACACAGGCCGUGAAUGUGGUACGAUGGUGUCCACGAGGCGAAAUGCUCGCGAGCGCCGGCGACGAUGGCAACGUCCUGCUGUGGGUUCCAGCUGAGAACCAGACCACGCACAACUUCGAAGAGGGUCUUGAAGACAAGGAGACAUGGCGGGUCAAGGCCAUGUGCAGGUCUAUAGGCUCUGAGAUUUACGACCUUGCCUGGUCUCCAGACGGCGUCUUCUUCAUCACAGGAAGUAUGGACAACAUUGCCCGCAUAUACAACGCUCAAACUGGAAGCAUUGUACGCCAGAUCGCCGAGCACAACCACUACGUUCAAGGCGUGGCAUGGGAUCCCAUGAACGAAUACAUCGCAACCCAGUCGUCCGAUCGAUCCGUGCACAUCUACACACUGAAGAACAAGGACGGUCAAUUCUCGUUGGCCCAGCAUAGUAAGGUCACCAAGAUGGACCUACCCGCGCGACGUGUAUCCUCGAAUAGUCCUGCACCUCCAGACUUCGGCGGCCGAGCGUCCUUCGUUGCCGACUCAAUGGCCAUCGGCUCGCCAGUGCCAUCAAUGCCUGGCACACCGCAAUCACUGGCCCUCCCGACCAUGCAUCCGCCGCCAACUUCACACAGUCGUCGUUCGUCCUUUGGCUCCUCCCCAUCGAUGCGCCGCUCCGCCUCGCCCGCUCCCUCAAUGCCACUACCAGCGGUCAUGCCGAACUCUCCCAGUAUCAGCAGUAUCGGCACGAUUGGGGUUCGCAAUGCACCCAUCUACUUCAACGAAACCUUGACCUCGUUCUUCCGACGCCUUACAUUCGCCCCCGAUGGCAGCUUGCUGUUCACGCCCGCAGGCCAAUACAAAGCGAUACACCCGUCAAUUGGCGAAGCGAAACCAGCCGAAGACAUCACAAAUACAGUGUACAUAUAUACUCGCGCAGGGCUGAACAAGCCUCCAGUUGCAUAUCUUCCGGGUCACAAGAAGCCAUCGGUUGCUGUUCGAUGCUCGCCGGUGUACUAUACCCUACGCCAGACUGUUCCACCAACAAGGCAGAUCACCAUCGAUACUUCAAACAUGGACGACGAGAUUCCUUCCUUACCCGAGCCAGUCAUGCCUUCAAAGCCUCCUACGUCUCAUUCAUCCAUGGAUCCUCCGCCCAUUACAAGUGCACCUUCUCCUUCCCCAAGCCUCUCAGCACCGUCACCAAAGCCUACCGAUGGCGAAGCUUCUUCCCAAUCUGGGGUGCCAGCCGGGCCCCCAUCAGCUUUCACUCUCCCCUAUCGAAUGAUUUAUGCCGUUGCGACACAAGAUGCUAUUCACAUUUAUGAUACGCAACAACAAAAGCCACUGUGCAUUGUCAGCAAUCUUCACUUUGCUACUUUUACUGAUAUUACUUGGUCUAAUGAUGGCUCAAUGCUGUUGAUGACCUCCUCUGACGGCUUUUGUUCAUCGGUCACAUUUGCUCCUGGCGAACUUGGAGAGAAGUACACUGGACCGCUAGCUGUCCAUAGUCGACCACAGCAGACACCUGCUGCGAUCAAUACCACAGGGGGCCACGCAUCGAACAACUCUACUCCAACCCCCACACCAACGACUGGGAGCAUGUCAGCUACUGCGACGGCUACUGCGCCACCUAUGCAGAGGCAACCAUCUGCAGGCUUCCCAGCCUCUCCGAGCUCGUUCGUCCCUGCAAGACCUGGCAGCCCCACAAGGAGCAACUCUGUUUCCAGCAUUGCUACUGCUUCGUCCUUUGCUCCAGGUGCAGGUGACCAGAGCAAUAUGAACGCCCCAACCCCAGCUAUGUCGUCUGUCCCUAGUAUAGCUGCUGCCAAUUCUGGGCCUGUACCAAUGUGGACGCCACCCCUUACGCCAGCUCAUGGACAAGGCGCGACUCACAGUGCAAGCAGCUCAGUCAGUGGCAUACCCAACAUCGGCCAGGUCGGACGAAGAGAAAGCGAAAUGAGCGAGUCUGACCGCGACGAUGUAUCUUCAACCUCGAAGAAGCGAGAGUUGCACGCGGUGCCAGAACCGGACGUAGAUGCGAGAGAGAGUAAGAGACGACGAAUUGCGCCAACACCAAUUACAAUGAUGGCGGAGGGCGACAGUGCAAUUGCCAGCACCGAAGAAGAUACCCCCACGCAGACGCCAGGCCAGCAGUAG
Messenger RNA from Alternaria arborescens, 2325 nucleotides. RefSeq lists its product as hypothetical. Gene Ontology annotation, biological process: nucleosome assembly; DNA replication-dependent chromatin assembly. Bases 1 to 2325 code for a protein of 774 amino acids. Gene Ontology annotation, cellular component: CAF-1 complex; nucleus. The transcript has 5 exons. Gene Ontology annotation, molecular function: protein binding. NCBI's taxonomy places the organism in Eukaryota, Fungi, Ascomycota, Dothideomycetes, Pleosporales, Pleosporaceae. The record is from RefSeq and is a predicted model, not a curated record.